Juglans regia (Persian walnut) is the source of this 1635-nucleotide messenger RNA. Its product is annotated as putative disease resistance protein At3g14460. Bases 1 to 1635 code for a protein of 544 amino acids. NCBI's taxonomy places the organism in Eukaryota, Viridiplantae, Streptophyta, Magnoliopsida, Fagales, Juglandaceae. The transcript has a single exon. The record is from RefSeq and is a predicted model, not a curated record.
AUGGGUAGACUAAAAUGUCUCCAGACAUUGACAAAAUUUAUUGUCAGCAAGCAUAAUGGGUCUCGCAUAGGAGAAUUGGGGAAACUUUUAAAACUCAAGGGAAAGCUUUCAAUUUGGGAUCUCCAAAAUGUUGAAUCUGUUAAGGAUGCUUUGGAUGCAAACUUGAAGGAUAGGAAUUACCUUGAAGAGUUGGUGUUACAAUGGAAUGAUACUUCAGAUAAAUUAAAUAUUUCAGACAUUCAAAGAGGUGUGCUCGAAAAUCUCCAACCCCAUAAAAACUUGAAACGUCUCACCAUCAACAACUAUGACGGGGAAAGUUUUCCAAAUUGGAUAGGGCUUCCUUUAUUCUCUAAUAUUACCUAUCUUGAUCUAAGAAAUUGCAAAUAUUGUUGUGCUUUGCCGCCACUUGGGCAGCUUUCUUCUCUGAAUGAACUCUUUAUUGACGGAUUUGAUGAAGUUGUUAAAGUGGGACCUGAGUUUUAUGGAAAUAAUUCUUCUACAAUGAAGCCAUUUGGAAUGUUGAAGUCUCUAAGGUUGGAGAAUAUGUCCAAGUGGGAGGAAUGGUUUCCUUUUUGUGCUGAAAAUGAAGGUGGAGCUUUUCCUCGACUUGAAAAGUUAUAUAUUGUGAUGUGCCCCGAGCUGAGAGGAAGGUUGCCUGUACAUCUUCCUUCAUUAGUCAAACUUGAGAUUAGCAAAUGUUCACACCUUGAGUCUUCGCUCCCCAUAGAGUUGUUCCCAAAACUUACCCGCCUAGAUAUAAUAGGGUGUAAGGAUUUGGAAUCUCUUGCAGUCUCAGAACAGCAUGAACAUGAUGGAAUAACAGACCUCAACAGCUGUCUCCAUACGUUAAUAAUUGAUCGUGGCCUCUCACUUAUUUCCCUUCCUAGGGGUGAUUCACUCUCUGCAUUGAAAAUGCUUUUGAUCAAUGACUGUAAGAAGUUGGAGCUCCCCAUGCACCGGCAAUAUUCAUCUCUCAGUGAAUUGUCCUUGACAGCUUCAUGUGAUUCUCUCACAUUCUUUCCAUUAGACCUAUUCCCAAAGCUGAAGAGUAUCAAAAUUUACGGGUGUAUGAAUCUGAAAUCUCUUGAGCAACACGGACGUGAUUCAGUGAUAUCACAAAUUAAAAUCCAUAAUUGUCCUAAUUUUGUAUCUUUUCCGAAAGGAGGAUUGCGUGCCCCUGCCCUUACAAAGUUUUCCAUAGGAGGUUUUAACAGUCUGAGGUCAAUGCCAGAUAAGAUGCACCUGCUACUUCCGUCUCUUCAGUCGUUAGAGAUACUAGAUUGUCCAGAAGUUGAGUCGUUUCCUGAAGGGGGAUUGCCUUCCAACCUGAAGGAAAUUACGAUCCACAGAUGUAACAAACUCAAUGAGAGCCGGAUGGGAUGGGGUUUGCAAAAACUUUCAUCUCUUGUAUCUUUGAAAAUCGAUGGUGAAACAGAAGAUGUGGAGUCUUUUCCAGGGAUAGGGUUGCUGCCCUCCAGUCUGACGCAUCCUGGAAUCUAUGAAUUUACACAUUUGAAAUGUUUGGACAAUGAGGGGUUUCAACACCUCACUUUCUUCAACAACUGGAGAUCAGUGGCUGCCCCAACCUCAAGUACAUGCCAGAAGAGGGCUUGCCUGCCUCCCUUGACAUAUUAA